AUGGAACAACUCAUGGGGGAAUUUCCAUCAGAACGUGUAACACCAACAUUUCCGUUCCUACGAACGGGAGUCGAUUAUUGCGGACCUUUUUACUACCGUCAGAUACAACGAGGAGCUCCCGUUAAAUGUUAUAUCGCCAUUUUCGUAUGCCUAGUAACGAAAGCGGCUCACGUUGAAUGUGAUACAGAUCUAUCAAGCCAGGCAUUCAUCGCCGCAUUGCGACGCUUCGUUGCCCGACGGGGCAGGCCAGAACUGAUCGAGUGCGACAAUGCCCUAAACUUCAGAGGAGCCAAGCGAGAGCUCGAUGAGCUCACUCGGUUGUUCGAAACCCAACAACAUCAACACCUCGUAACCAGUAGCUGUGCCAACGACGGCAUUGCCUUCAAAUUCAUACCUCCGAGGUCUCCAAACUUUGGAGGUCUCUGGGAGGCUGCCGUAAAGUCUCUCAAGAAACAUUUCCGCAGUACUCUUGGGAACGUUAUCCUCUACCUAGACAGUUUCUUGACUCUGAUCACCCAAAUAGAAUCCUGUCUCAAUUCUCGUCUGCUUACACAGCUCUCGGCUGAUCCUAACGACCUGGAGGUGCUCACUCCUGGGCAUUUCCUGGUCCAUCGUCCGCUUAUCGCGGUCCCUGAGCCUAGCGCCGGGACAAUGUCAAGCUGGACACGAUGGUUCUCUUAA
Molecule: messenger RNA, 681 nt
Organism: Toxorhynchites rutilus septentrionalis
Lineage: Eukaryota; Metazoa; Arthropoda; Insecta; Diptera; Culicidae
Exons: 1
Coding region: 1-681 (226 amino acids)
Biological process (GO): DNA integration
Molecular function (GO): nucleic acid binding
Source: RefSeq, a predicted model, not a curated record